GGCGGGACGAAGGGUGCGUAACUCUUUGUCCCCCUUCCAAGAUGGCUGCAUCCGUAGUGCGGCGCUUGUGUCUUCUGGUGGCUGGUCGAGGCCUGCAGCUCCGGGGAGGCUGCACCUGCAACCAGAGCCCAAGGAGGAGUUUCGCUACGGAGAGAAGAGACCGGAACCUCCUGUACGAGCACGCGCGCGAAGGCUACAGCGCGCUCCCUCAGCUAGACAUGGAGCCGUUGUGCGCAUACCCGGAAGAGGCCGCGCGCGCCCUGGAGCACCGGAAGGGGGAGCUACGGGCAGAAGAUCUGCCCGCUAUCAUCUCUACGUGGCAGGAGCUGAGGCAGCUGCGGGAGCAGAUCCGGAGCCUGGAGGAGGAGAAGGGGGCUGUGACUGAGGCAGUGCGGGCCUUGCUGGUGAAUCAGGACAACAGUCAAGUGGAGCAGGUACAGCUGGAUCUAGGUGCUAGCUUCAUAUUUGGUUCUUCUUAUUCCCAGACCAGCUUUCUCCCAUUGGGAGAAGGGCAGCUCACGCUCCUGUACCCCAAGGAGGCCCAGCUUGAGGAGCAGUUCUACCUGCGGGCGCUGAGGCUGCCCAACCAAACCCACCCAGAUGUGCCCGUCGGGGAUGAGAGCCAGGCCCGAGUGCUCCAUGUAGUCGGAGACAAGCCAGCUUUCUCUUUCCAACCCCGGGGCCACCUGGAAAUAGCCGAGAAACUCGACAUCAUCCGUCAGAAGCGUCUGUCCCAUGUGUCUGGCCACCGCUCCUAUUACCUGCGAGGGGCUGGGGCCCUCCUGCAGCACGGCCUGGUCAACUUCACACUCAACAAGCUCAUCCUCCGGGGCUUCACCCCCAUGACAGUGCCAGACCUUCUGCGAGGAGCCGUGUUUGAAGGCUGUGGGAUGACACCAAAUGCCAACCCAUCCCAAAUUUAUAACAUCGACCCCUCCCGCUUUGAGGACCUCAACCUGGCUGGGACAGCAGAAGUAGGGCUUGCAGGCUACUUCAUGGACCACUCUGUGGCCUUCAGGGACCUGCCAAUCAGGAUGGUCUGUUCUAGUACCUGCUACCGGGCGGAAACAGACACAGGGAAGGAGCCGUGGGGGCUGUAUCGAGUGCACCACUUCACCAAGGUGGAGAUGUUUGGGGUGACAGGCCCUGGGCUGGAGCAGAGCUCACAGCUGCUGGAGGAGUUCCUGUCCCUUCAGAUGGAGAUAUUGACAGAGCUGGGCUUGCACUUCCGGGUCCUGGACAUGCCCACUCAGGAACUGGGCCUGCCCGCCUACCGCAAGUUCGACAUUGAGGCCUGGAUGCCAGGCCGUGGCCGCUUUGGCGAGGUCACCAGUGCUUCCAACUGCACAGACUUCCAGAGCCGCCGUCUCCACAUCAUGUUCCAGACGGAGGCUGGGGAGCUGCAGUUCGCCCACACGGUGAAUGCCACGGCCUGUGCUGUCCCCCGCGUCCUCAUCGCGCUCCUGGAGAGCAAUCAGCAAAAGGACGGCUCGGUGCUCGUGCCCCCUGCCCUCCAGCCCUACCUCGGCACCGAUCAGAUCACGACCCCCACCCACGUGCCUCUCCAGUAUAUCGGCCCCAACCAGCCCCAGAAGCCCAGGCUCCCGGGCCAUCCUGCCUCCCGCUGAGGACUCAUCCUCAUUGACCACCAGGGUUGUCGCUGCUUCCUGGAGUUUGGGGGCCCCUGGACCCCAGGGUCCACCUCUUCUACUUCCCUUCUUCCCCAGGAUCAGUCAGACUCUUGUCGUUGGGGGUCCCAGCCUGCACUAGGAUACAGGAUGUCUGGGGACUCAGAAGUUCUAGGGAUGGGGGAAAAAGAGGGAGAGGAGGCCUCCAUUCCUCCUUCCUUCUUCUCUCCCUCAGAGAAAGGCCCCAAUAAACGGUCAGAACAAA
Messenger RNA from Camelus dromedarius (Arabian camel), 1893 nucleotides. It is a transcript of the gene SARS2, whose product is annotated as seryl-tRNA synthetase 2, mitochondrial. Gene Ontology annotation, cellular component: mitochondrion. Gene Ontology annotation, molecular function: serine-tRNA ligase activity; tRNA binding; ATP binding. The transcript is spliced from 17 exons. The coding region runs from base 42 to 1628 and encodes 528 amino acids. NCBI's taxonomy places the organism in Eukaryota, Metazoa, Chordata, Mammalia, Artiodactyla, Camelidae. The record is from RefSeq and is a predicted model, not a curated record. Gene Ontology annotation, biological process: mitochondrial seryl-tRNA aminoacylation.